Molecule: messenger RNA, 2197 nt
Organism: Mus pahari (shrew mouse)
Lineage: Eukaryota; Metazoa; Chordata; Mammalia; Rodentia; Muridae
Gene: Dclre1b
Product: DNA cross-link repair 1B
Exons: 4
Coding region: 366-1991 (541 amino acids)
Biological process (GO): interstrand cross-link repair; protection from non-homologous end joining at telomere; double-strand break repair via nonhomologous end joining
Molecular function (GO): 5'-3' DNA exonuclease activity; damaged DNA binding
Source: RefSeq, a predicted model, not a curated record
GCAGCUCGCUGUGCGAACGCCGCGGCCGGCCAUCGGAAAUCAGCUACCAGGGUCUGUCUCCCCGCCGCCGCGCGCGCUUUGACAAAGUGCGGGCUGGGUCCAAGCUCCGGCGCGCGGGUGUGAGGGAUGCUCUCCCGGCUUCUUCCGCGUUGGGCGCUUUCACCUUGGUCGUCCCGAGCGCGGCCACCUUCUUUUUUCUCACUCUGUCUACUUCUUCCGUUUCUGGGAUGGUUUUCCUUUAGGGCUUCUGGACUUGUUCUGGAGUCCACUUGGUCAUUGGGACGCUGUCGUGGAAGCCUCACUCUGGAGUGCGGUUCCCGCGAAGACCCCACGGGGUGACUCCUCAACUCUGCCACCACCCCACCAUGAACGGGGUCGUAAUCCCCCAAACGCCUAUUGCUGUGGACUUUUGGAGCCUGCGCCGUGCAGGUACGGCGCGGCUCUUCUUCUUAACCCACAUGCACUGUGACCACACGGUGGGUCUGUCUAGCACUUGGGCCCGGCCCCUCUACUGCUCUCCCAUCACUGCUCGCCUCUUGCAUCGUCGCCUGCAGGUGUCUAAGCACUGGAUCCGGGCCCUGGAGAUUGGCGAGAGCCAUGUAUUACCUCUAGAUGAAAUUGGGCAAGAAACCAUGACUGUAACCCUCAUAGAUGCCAAUCACUGCCCUGGUUCUGUCAUGUUUCUCUUUGAAGGAUACUUUGGAACAAUUCUAUACACAGGUGAUUUUCGAUAUACACCAUCCAUGCUAAAGGAACCUGCUCUGAUACUGGGGAAACAGAUUCAUACUUUGUAUCUAGACAACACUAAUUGCAAUCCAGCCCUAGUUCUUCCUUCCCAACAAGAGGCUACUCAGCAGAUUGUUCAGCUAAUCCGACAGUUCCCACAACACAACAUAAAGAUUGGACUCUAUAGUCUAGGAAAAGAAUCACUGCUGGAGCAACUAGCCCUUGAGUUUCGGACCUGGGUGGUAUUGAGUCCUCAACGCCUGGAGCUGGUACAGUUGCUGGGCCUGGCAGAUGUGUUCACAGUUGAGGAAGAAGCUGGGCGCAUCCAUGCUGUGGACCAUACGGAGAUCUGCCAUUCUGCCAUGCUUCAGUGGAAUCAGAGUCACCCUACCAUUGCUAUUUUCCCCACAAGCCGGAAAGUACGCAGCCCUCACCCCGGCAUCUACACCAUCCCUUACUCUGACCAUUCAUCCUACUCCGAGCUCCGUGCUUUUGUUGCAGCGCUGAGGCCCUGUCAGGUGGUGCCCAUUGUCCAUCAAAAGCCUUGUGGAGAGUUCUUUCAGGACAGCUUGAGUCCUAGGCUCUCUAUGCCUCUGAUUCCACACUCUGUGCAGCAGUACAUGAGUUCCUCCUCUAGGAAAACAAAUGUGCUUUGGCAGUUAGAAAGGAGGCUCAAGAGGCCAAGAACUCAGGGUGUUGUGUUUGAAUCCCCUGAGGAGAAAGCUAAUCAGGUUAAAGUUGACAGAGACUCAAAGAAGCACAAAAAGGAAAACCUCUCUCCUUGGGCUGGGGACCUUGAGAGGCUUUGCCCCCAUCCUCUGCAGGCCAGGAAGCAGUUGUUCCCAGACUUCUGCAGGAAAGAACGUGAUGAGCCAGUCCUCUUUUGUGACUCCAACAAGAUGGCAACUGUGUUGACUGCCCCACUGGAAUUUUCAGUGCAAUUACAGCCUAUAGAUGAGUUUCUCUUUCCAGAAACCAGGGAGAAAAUUGACUUAGGGUCCCCAUUGCUGUCAAGGGGAGACAGUGGCUCACCAGCGAGAGGGAACCAAAAUGACUGCAUAGGCUGUGGUUCUCCCCCGUCCCACAUUAGCAGAGCUACUCCUCUACCUCCUGAGUCCAGGGGCCUGGCGCUGAAAUACCUUCUUACGCCAGUGGGUUUCCUCCAAGCAGCGUUCUCUUCCAGGAACUUUGACAAGCAAGUGGAAAAACACCAGAGAGUACAGUGUAGCAGUCCUGCAGUUCUGAACACGGUGGAUGAUGGCUAGUGACAGGAGGUGGCUUGGUGUCUUCCUUUACAGAACCCUGGGGCACACCCUGAGCAGCUUUUCUAAAGCUUUUCAUGAAGUCCUAGUGCCUAUGAGACCCUUAGUUUUAUAGUACACUAUAUUGUUUAUUUUAAUUUUAUUAUAUUUAAGAAACAGUUUUCAUUAUAUUCAGUGUUCAUAAGCACAUUAAAAGUUCUAAGAAGUUC